Molecule: messenger RNA, 1079 nt
Organism: Tripterygium wilfordii
Lineage: Eukaryota; Viridiplantae; Streptophyta; Magnoliopsida; Celastrales; Celastraceae
Product: soluble inorganic pyrophosphatase 4-like
Exons: 9
Coding region: 172-816 (214 amino acids)
Biological process (GO): phosphate-containing compound metabolic process
Cellular component (GO): cytoplasm
Molecular function (GO): magnesium ion binding; inorganic diphosphate phosphatase activity
Source: RefSeq, a predicted model, not a curated record
AAGACCGGUAGCUGAACGGGGCCCAAAAAACGUCUCUCACGGUCUCACCUCCAUAAACAAACCUCCUGGGUCUUUCACUUUAUCAUCCAAAACGACGCAUUUGCUGUACUUGCACUUGAUUCCCUAGCUUUACUUUGCGUUGCUGGUGCGUAUCGUCCUUGAAGAGUCAAAAUGGAAAACAAUGGUGGUGAGGUGAGUGUGAGGAACUCAGGGUAUCCUCGUCCAGUCCUCAAUGAACGGAUUGUUUCUUCAAUGUCACGGAGAUCGGUGGCUGCUCAUCCCUGGCAUGACUUGGAGAUUGGACCAGGUGCUCCAGCAGUUUUCAACUGUGUGGUUGAAAUUGGCAAAGGCAGCAAAGUUAAAUAUGAACUUGACAAAACAAGCGGCCUUAUAAAAGUUGAUCGUAUUCUAUACUCUUCGGUUGUUUAUCCCCACAACUAUGGAUUCAUUCCCCGCACAAUUUGUGAAGACAGUGAUCCUAUGGAUGUCCUAGUACUGAUGCAGGAGCCUGUUGUAUCUGGUUCUUUCCUCCGUGCUCGUGCUAUUGGUUUGAUGCCCAUGAUUGAUCAGGGUGAAAAGGAUGACAAAAUCAUUGCAGUAUGUGCUGAUGACCCAGAGUUUCGCCAUUACAAGGACAUCAAGGAGCUUCCUCCUCAUCGCCUGGCUGAAAUCCGCCGCUUCUUUGAGGAUUACAAGAAGAAUGAGAACAAGAAGGUUGACGUGGAAGACUUUUUGCCAGCUGAAGCUGCAGUUGACGCCAUCAAAUAUUCCAUGGAUCUGUAUGCAUCCUAUAUCGUCGAAUGCUUGAGGCAGUGACAAGUUUGAUGACUAACUAAAGAAUGGCUGCGACCGCAUACUUAUUAUUGUAGCAAAUUUCCAUCCUGUUGCCUUUCUGUUUGCAAACCUAAUAAUACUCCCAAGUAUUCAGCCGUUGCAGCCAGCGCUUGUGCUACGUUUUCACAUGCUCUGCAAGUCCUUAUCUUGGCUGUUUCUGGAAUCAAAAUUCAUUGUAAGCUGGAUUCUGAAUCUGAAAUGAUGGCUAUAGUUUGUUGUUUCUUCAUAUAGUAGUUUUUUCAUUA